AGAGCUGCUUCGCCUUGCCCCGCCUCUUCCCUCCCUAUAAGUCUGUCGAGAUUCUCCUCGCGAGAGACUUCGUUCAUUCAUGCUCGCGGCCGGGGUCGGAGGUCAUAGUGAGCGUCUAGGAGGCCGAAGGAGGAAGAUGGCAGUGGAGUCCCGCGUCACUCAGGAGGAAAUUAAGAAGGAACCGGAGAAGCCUAUUGACCGGGAGAAGACGUGCCCGCUGCUUCUGCGGGUCUUCACCACUAAUAACGGCCGACACCACCGAGUGGAAGAGUUCUCCCGAGGAAACGUGCCUUCGAGCGAGCUGCAGAUCUAUACCUGGAUGGAUGCAACCUUGAAAGAAUUGACUAGUUUAGUAAAGGAGGUCUACCCAGAAGCUCGAAAGAAGGGUACACACUUCAAUUUUGCUAUUGUUUUUACGGAUCUUAAAAGACCUGGUUAUCGAGUGAAAGAGAUUGGCAGUACUAUGUCUGGCAGAAAGGGAACUGAUGACUCUAUGACCCUACAGUCUCAGAAGUUCCAAAUAGGAGAUUAUUUGGAUAUAGCAAUCACUCCUCCAAAUCGGGCACCACCUCCCUCAGGACGCUUGAGACCAUAUUAAACUUUACUAUUUCUUGCAUUUGUUUGACAUCGUGUCAAUAUCAGCUCUUCUCUUUAUUGCCUUUAAGCUUUGGAAGCCCUAAACUUAUUUUUAAAUCAUCUGUUUUAAGAAUUAAACAUUGGCUAUGUUCUAGUGGUUAUUGUGUAAAUAUUGACAGAUGAGGUGCCAUGUUUCAAAUCCUGUAUCAAACAUAAAGAAUAUAAAAGUGCUCUUAGCAUUCUGAUUGAAAGUGUCUUGCUAAAAUACACAUGUAAUUAAACCAAUUCUGUAACAUGAAACAAUACUGGGGAACAUGAGAUGUCCAAAGUACUUGAUUGUUGUAAUGUGAAAUACAAGCCCGAUAGCUCCAACCCUCAUAUCUCACAUUUUAGUUAGAGAAACUUAGCAGAUUCUAGAGAGAAGUGAUAAGAAAAGUGAGUUGGGAUUAAGACAAAGUCUAGACUGGAACUUGAAUGGGUGUCAGUUUUGAAAGUGGCAUUGGUAGAGAGGUAGAGCAAAGGAACUUGAGGUAAGCUGACCAACAAUGGUAAUCUGUGGUAUGUGAUGAAGUAGGACCUAAGAAUCUGCUAAGAGAUAUUGGGGAGGUAGACCAAAUUUUAGAAGUGGAAAUAUGCAAGACAGAAGGGAAAGGAUAGAUUGGAUGAAGGAACUCAGUGGACUAAACUGCAAUAAUUCAAGUAUGGAAGACAGCAUGGUUUAAUGCAAAGUUUCUUAAACUUGUGAUCCCAAAUGGAGUUGCAUAACAAUGUGGGGAUUGCAAAAGUAUGACUCUCAAUAAAUGAUUUAUAUACCUAUAAA
Molecule: messenger RNA, 1396 nt
Organism: Antechinus flavipes (yellow-footed antechinus)
Lineage: Eukaryota; Metazoa; Chordata; Mammalia; Dasyuromorphia; Dasyuridae
Gene: SAP18
Product: Sin3A associated protein 18
Exons: 4
Coding region: 80-598 (172 amino acids)
Biological process (GO): negative regulation of DNA-templated transcription
Cellular component (GO): nucleus
Molecular function (GO): transcription corepressor activity; transcription factor binding
Source: RefSeq, a predicted model, not a curated record